Molecule: messenger RNA, 824 nt
Organism: Effrenium voratum
Lineage: Eukaryota; Dinophyceae; Suessiales; Symbiodiniaceae
Source: the annotation of a GenBank genome assembly
UGCUCAAGGCAGCUCUGGCUCAAUUGCAGAGCAAAGCGUGGGACAACUUGCCAUCCACGCCCCUGACAUCUGAACGUAGAGGCCAUGCAGUUCAAAGUCUGCUUGCCACUUCUCCUCCUGAUUUGCCCUGCUGGAGCUGGACAUGAGGUCCAUGGUGCUGAUGUGGUCGUGAAGCACAGCCACAAGAAGAAGCACCACAGGCGCACGGCCAGUGAAAAGAAGCUGCCCAUCAGUGCUGUGGGCAUCUCGUCGACACAGACAAAGGCGACCCCAUUCUUGGACGAGCUGCAUGCUGCUCUGGAGGCUCCAAAAGAGAAGACUACUGUGGCCUUGAGCCGCGUGGAAGAUGCCGAGGAGGAAGCUCCUGAGGUCAAAGCAGCUGCACCAAAGGAUGCGGAGGCAAAGGCGGCAUCUCCAAAGGAUGCCAAGGCAGCUGCGGCAGAGACCAAGGCGGACCCUUCCAUGCCCUUCUCGGAGCUGGAGCCGUUUGGCCGUGAGACCACCGGGCAAGAGCUGACAGAGGCUUCCAUCAGGCAGAGCGACGCGAUGAUCGAUCAGAUCGAGAAAGCCGAGAUCGCCGAGGAGGAGCGCUCGGUCUUCCGGGCCCUCACGCGGCUCCGCGGGGCAGCACUGGCGUCCUUUGACGGAAUUGCCAGAGCUCACCAGCACAACAUCCAGGAGUAUGCUUUGGAGAACCAGUACCGCAAGGUGCACCCCGUGCAGCACUUGGCCUCAGAGGAGGCCGAUGUCUCGCGUUGGGCCUUCCCCUCCAACGCGGACUAGUGACUUCGCGGCCCGAGAUCUGACGUGCUGCGCGGGUGCGA